This is a messenger RNA of Tympanuchus pallidicinctus (lesser prairie-chicken), 3709 nucleotides long. RefSeq names its product transmembrane protein 163 (gene TMEM163). Gene Ontology annotation, cellular component: synaptic vesicle membrane. Lineage: Eukaryota; Metazoa; Chordata; Aves; Galliformes; Phasianidae. The record is from RefSeq and is a predicted model, not a curated record. Gene Ontology annotation, molecular function: zinc ion binding. Bases 249 to 1061 code for a protein of 270 amino acids. The transcript is spliced from 9 exons.
CGCUCCCUGGGGCGGGGAGGGGACGGGCGGCGCGGGGAGGCGGCACCGCUCUCCCACCUGCUCCCCCCCACCCCCGGCGGCGGCGAGGUUAGCGAUGAGGCGGCCGCGGGGAGCGGCCGGAGGAGUUUGUUCUCUCCUCGUCUCCCCGAUGCUCUGAGCCGGAGUCUCCUCCUCCCUCCGGGCUCGCACCGGGGCUGGAUGCUCCGCUCGCUCCUCGCUCCGCAGCCGCCGCCCGAUUCCCGCGAGCCAUGGAGCCGCCCGCAGCCGCCCUGGACAGCACUCCUGACCCCGCCAUCGUGCAGCCCCCCGGGAGCAGCCCGCCCGUGCCUGCCCGGGAGCAGCAGCAGGAGCAGGAGCAGCUACGGAUCGGGGAGAGCGGGCGGUUCGGCGAGGGGCCGGAGGACAGAGGUUUACUAGAAAGCAGUACAAGGCUAAAACCUCAUGAAGCUCAAAGCUACAGAAAGAAGGCAUUGUGGGUUUCCUGGGUCUCCAUUAUUGUCACACUGGCUCUUGCAGUGGCUGCUUUCACUGUCUCCGUAAUGAGAUACAGUGCAUCAUCGUUUGGAUUUGCUUUUGAUGCUACCCUGGAUGUUUUGUCGUCAGCGAUAGUUUUGUGGCGUUACAGCAACGCAGCUGCUGUACAUUCUGCACACAGGGAGUACAUAGCCUGUGUUAUCUUGGGUGUCAUAUUCCUCCUGUCAUCUAUAUGUAUUGUGAUCAAAGCUAUUCACGAUCUUGCAAAGAGGGUUCUUCCAGAAGUGGAUGACUUUCUGUAUAGUGUCUCCGUUUUAAGUGGCAUCCUCUGCACUGUUUUGGCAGUAAUCAAGUUUAUGCUGGGCAAGGUCCUUACAAGCAGAGCACUGAUAACUGAUGGUUGCUUAUUGAUAUGGUGCCCCGCGUACGGCAAACGCGCCACUAUGAAAUGUUUGAGUGAAGAUCACACACCUCUUCUUUGUUGGCUUUCACAACACAGAGCCACUACAUUGCUUCUGUUUAUCACAGGUGGAUUAAAAAUAGCAGACAGUCCACUGCAGAGGUUGAAAUUGGAUUGUGUCCACUGAAGAGAGCCAUGGAAAAGGCAUCUUCCUGCUGAUUAACUCAGUUUUGUCAAGAAUCUUCAGCACCAGAAUCAUAGGACCAGACCCUGAGCAUAGCUAUAUUGUGUAUUUCUUAUUUUUUGCUGGUUUUAUUAGUACUGUUUACCCUUUUCCACCUCUCUUGCUUCUGUAGUCCCAGCAUCAGUCAUUUAGUGACAAUUAGGAGCUGCCCAAAGCACUGCUCUGCAGGGCUGUGCGCUACAGCAGCCAGGUUCUAGCACAGACCAGCACCCAGAAGAGCAGCAAGAAGGUAAAACAGGUUGUGGUGAGACACCUAAGUGCAGUGAGCUUGGUGGCACAGAACUCCUACUUCAUGGACAGAACGUAGGACAUCAAACCAGCUCACAUUUUAAAGCAGCCUGUUAAAAUACUGAGUGCAAUGUGUGCACAGGGACCUUUGGCUGUGUUCAUCCAUGAAGCAAAGCUGAGGGAAUCCUCUUUUCUAGUUGGUGGCUGUAAGUGCAGACUCCAGCUGCACAGCCCUUGAAAAUGAGAGGUGGUUGAACAAGCUCAUACUUUUCUUAUCACAGUAACAUAAACCAAAUGCAGAAGUGUUUCAGUUACCAUGGAUGCUUCAAAGCACUUCUGGUAUUAGCAGGUUAAUUCAAGAAAAUAAGUAAAAUACUUGAGACUUCAAAGGAAAAAGACCAGGCAACAGUGAUACAUAGAAGUGAGCACAGAUCCAUACUACCAUACUUUUUAUGGCUCAUUGCAAUUGAAAUGAAAAUAAAUGCUUAUCCAGUUUACCAGAAUGCUCUGCUCCAGCCAGACACUCUCAAAGGUAAAAUUUUCAAUAGUAGCUUUCUUUGUUACCUGUCUGUGCCAGCCGCUCUGUAAUUACGAGAUAACAAGCAGGUUCCAGCCACACUCACUGAAGGUGGAACUUCCAACAGCAGGGGUAGCCUGGGACCACUUGGAUCACCUUAACCUUGGUACUGCCCAACACAGUAUUGGUGACUGCAAGCUUGUCAAACUGACAGAUGCUCUCGGUUGUGCAGAGGGCAAAGAGAAUGAAGUUCAUACAUGAAACAGCACAGAGUGCAAACUGAUACUAAAGCACGUCCAAACUCAGAGUUGCGAAUCCCUGAAAAUGUCAGUGAAUCUGAGUUGAGGCUUUGAAUUUAUCCAUGUAGUACAGCAGAGAAGGAAGCUAUCAAAACCCCACACCAUGCUUUGCACGUGCCAGGUACCAGGCAUGAGGUGUAUUUUGCAUACCUUCAUUGUUAGGCAGUGGAAAUUGAUAGUGUUCCACCUCUGGCUGAAAGCCAGGUUUUUGAGCCCAGAAAUUACCAAACUAGAAUCCCUUGCCAAUUCAGUCCACCUCUAGCCUUGUAGGUAAGCCAUAAAUAACCAGCAUUCAACCACCAUCUGAAAAUGAUGUUGCAGAACUGGACUUGAAGACCACAGACAGGCGCUUCCUCAGACAACGUCAAAUUAAGCUCUCAGUAUGCACACCUCUGAGCUCUCCUCACUAAUGAUAAUACCAUUUGCAUUUCUGCAAUCUCAGCUGCCUGGGAGCACAUAGACAUUUUUGGGAGCCAGAGGGGUAAGGAAGCAUUGAAGCUACUGGCCAAACGCUAUCCCUGAUACACUGAUCUGUGAGAAUACCUCAUCCUGGACUUGCAAGUGUUUCACUGUGCUCACAGCACUUUUAAUUUCUCAGCACUGCUUUCAGGUGUGUGCUGCUGCUAUGUUACAUGCAUUGCCAUGCAGCAGUACUGUUACAAAGCACUGUGCUGACAUGCACUGCUCAUCAGGCAUCAGAACUGAGACAGGAGAGGCACAAACCCACAUUCCUGUGGGUCCAGGUUAUGCAACUGGAGAGUAAUUAAAUCAAACACCAGCCAAUCAAGGGACCUGUCCUGCUGCUCCCACACCUGGGAGCAGGAUGCUUUCCCACUCCUGUCAGCCCCAGGAUGAGCCUGUGGGGAGGCAGUGACCAGUUCCUGCAUGUUACCUGUUCCACGCUAUCAGCUGCAUGCUGGGGUUGGCAUCACUGAGCCUCAGGCAGAACUUGGGAGCAGAAUCAUGGUGGCACUGCAUGGACAGCCAGGAGCGACGCAGGCAUCAGCAAGAACAUCAGCUGGAGAGCUGAAAGUGCAUUUGAUAGAAAGCCUUUGCAGAGGAGUUUGUUUUGCAAGUAGUUCUGUACUCUGGAUGCAGUGUGCAGCCAACGUCCACAGUCUUCCUUUGGGCUGAAAAUUAUUAGGAAGUAUGUCUAACUAUUGGAGAGGGAAAGUUGCUCUCCUGAAAUGAAUCUUGAUUUUAUCUGUCCUUAAAUCCAAUUCAGAUUUACAACAAAGCAAAACAAAGAUAACAAAGUGUCCUUUCUUACCACUGGGAUGUGGGCCGUGCUUCUGUUGCAUGGGCAGCUGCGGGCUGCGGAUUGUCACACAGAUGCAACUCUGGAUCCGUGGCAGCUCACAGAUUUGCCAUUUAUGCACAAAGCAAUCAUAGAUCCAAAUCACACAAGAAAAAGGUUUAUUGAAAAAUAAAGUUCUCCCUAGUUUUUUUUUCUACAACAGUGAAAACAAAGCAUUUUUCUAUGCCAUUAAAGUACAGACAUUUACGUUUCUAAAAAAAAUAAAAUAAUCUUAUCCUAUUGAACCCCA